CACAAUCUCUCAGGACGACAGCUCACAACUCAUUUUACUUCUAGAGUAAUUUUCAUUACGGUACUUCCUUUUGUUCUGAGAGUACCGGUACAAAUUACAACUGGAGGUCAGUGGAGAAAAUUACCUGACGUGGUAGUCUACAGCGCUACCGUCCCAGUCACCUAUAAGAUGAGAUGGCAAACGGCAGAACCUCCAACCACUAAACCAGUACCAUUUGCAACAAAUUGUAAUGCAAUAGAAUGUAUUUUGGACCAAGACAUUACCGAACUUAACAGACUAAUCCAACAAGGACUGCGACAACUGACUACCGCUCUUAGACCCGAAUUAUGGAAAGAAAUAGAAACUACAGAAGAAAUUCCUGAUACAAGAAGAAAAAGAGCCCUUGACUUCAUAGGAGACUUCUUUUCUUUUUGUUGCGACAUCGCAACCGAGAGGAAAGUCGAUAGCCUCAAAGCAAAAUCUUCAGAAAUCCACGAAUUCCUAAGGCGAAUGGACUUAGGAAUGCAGAAGAACUUAAGGUUAGUCACUAAUAAUUCUGAAAGAUUUAAUACUUAUCACAAAGAACUUACUAACAAUUUGAUGGAAGUACGGAAAAAGAUCUCACGGUUAAAUGAAUUCAGCGCCAACUUAAGUAAUGAAAUAAACAGAGACCACGCGAAAGUUGAGGGUCAGUUACAAUUACAACGCCAUCACUCUUCUAAAAUUGCAUUAAAUAUUUUUCAUUUGAGUCACAUAGUUAAUGAUUUAGAUAUCAUCACUUCAUGUAAAGAACAUAGAAUUCCAGCAACCGUAGUACAUCCAGAUGUCUUGUCUACGGAUCUUUUAAAUUUACAGCAAGAACUAAAUAAAGAUAAUCACACUUUAGCCUUAAGCUUAAACGAUAUCUCGCGUUAUUAUAAACUAAAAAUAUGUGAUUGUACGGUAACUGAUGAUCAUCUAAUUGUCCAUAUAAAACUUCCAAUAAUUUCACAAAAUCGACGAUGGCAAAUAUAUGAACUCAUCACAACUCCAUUCGCAUGGAAGAAUCAUACAUGUUUAUUGAUGCAUGAAACACUUUAUUUAGCAGUAUCCAAUAGAGGUACGAAGAAAACACUCAAAACGAUAUCAGGUAUCGGAUUACAUCAUUGCAAACCUUAUACAGAUAAAUUGUGUUAUUUACCACGUUAUAAUACUGAUACCAUGUAUGGCCCAAAAUGUGCAUAUAAAAUGUUUUUAGGAUCGACAGUACAAGAAUUAGAGGAGCAUUGUUCUUUUAGAUGUCACUCAUCUAAGAGUAUGAUAAUCUCCGAAAUAAAAGAUGAUACCUUCAUUAUUACACACCCAAUGCCUCACACAAUAAUAACAUGCCCUACCGCAGACACCUCUGCCAAAUAA
This is a messenger RNA of Photinus pyralis (common eastern firefly), 1374 nucleotides long. RefSeq lists its product as uncharacterized. The annotation marks the transcript as partial. NCBI's taxonomy places the organism in Eukaryota, Metazoa, Arthropoda, Insecta, Coleoptera, Lampyridae. The record is from RefSeq and is a predicted model, not a curated record. The transcript has a single exon.